UUCUUUAAAGGGAAAAUUCACUCUGAAACAAACAAUGCAGCUGUUGUCAGCGAAGAGGAUAACAAUUAUCGUUGGCAGAUUUCCGGAACAGUGAACUACUGGGGGUCUAUUGGUGUCCCAGAUCUUGAAAAUCAUGUGUCAAUUUACAGGUCACGGCAUUUAUUUGCACAGAAAGCUUUGCAAUAACUGACUGGCUUUUUGACCAAAUAUUGUUUGCAAAAAUUGAAACUGUAGUAAAACCGUUUCUUUCAUUUGAGUGUUUUUCAGAUGAUGUGCUGGGAUUAAACUAAUUGGUCUUUUGGAAGAAAUGCAUAUCUGUUUUAUUAUCUUCCUGUUUGUACUGCUCGUACUAGGCGUUGAAGGUGAUCCACGCUGUAGUCAGCCAGACUCAUUGGCUGUCGGACAGAAAUGUCUUCUACUUAUGAAUCACCGACAAACAUGGCAAGAGGCUAGCCAUUACUGCAAGAAUCAGGGAGGUGGUUUGGCUGCCAUAGAAAACAGAGAAAUGGAUCAAAGUGUCAGAAAUGUUCUUAAGAACUAUACACAGGACUUCUGGAUUGGUGCAUAUUCAAAGAAGAGAUGGUUUUGGGCAGACAGCGGCCAGGAGCUGCAGUGGACGUCCUGGGGACCAAACGAACCGAACAACAACGGUCACGUGGAGGACCGCGUGAUGCUCUGGCGGCAAUUUCGUUACGAUUGGAAUGACGAAGAAGCAAACAAGCUCGGCGUUCACAGAGUACGAGAAGGACACUGGGAAAAGUCGUCUGCUGUUUGUGAAUUUACCAAUGUUGACAAAUGCCCGGAUACAACAAAGUGUAGCUACGGUCACCAUUUCAAUGGUUCCUGCUACUGUUUGGAACUUCGACCUUAUUCAUCAAGAAAGCACGGGUUUACCUGGGACAUGGCCAGGACGUUCUGUCUGUUCUGCUGA
Lingula anatina is the source of this 931-nucleotide messenger RNA. RefSeq lists its product as uncharacterized. NCBI's taxonomy places the organism in Eukaryota, Metazoa, Brachiopoda, Lingulata, Lingulida, Lingulidae. The record is from RefSeq and is a predicted model, not a curated record.